Molecule: messenger RNA, 3467 nt
Organism: Tachysurus fulvidraco (yellow catfish)
Lineage: Eukaryota; Metazoa; Chordata; Actinopteri; Siluriformes; Bagridae
Product: protein phosphatase 1 regulatory subunit 37
Exons: 11
Coding region: 539-1969 (476 amino acids)
Molecular function (GO): protein binding
Source: RefSeq, a predicted model, not a curated record
UUCCCCCCAUUAUACUCAGUGUUUUCAUUAUACAACACUUACUGGGUUUAUUUUUCCAACAGCACAAGAUAUGCAGUGCACGUAAUUAUAAUUUCUAUUUUUUUAGGUCUGUGUAUGUUUUCUUUAUGUUUGUCUCAUUGGUUAUAAAUAUCAUGUGGAAAUAAAGGAAUCACGGUUCAGUAUUAGGACCGAUGGAGUUUGAUUCUUUUGGUUCUAACUGCAUCUUGCUUUAGAAGUGUUGGUAUUCUUUGCUGAGUGGAUAUUCUAAGCGCUUGGGUCAUUCAUUAUUGAUGCCUGUGGCGUCCCGUAGCAGCUUUGUAAAUGCUUUAAACACAGGUUUCUGGUUUCCAUGUGCCACCUGAUGAUCUGCUCCAGAUCCAUAACAGAACCGGUGCUACACAGUAGACUGUGAAGGUGGAACCGGGCAUGUAGAUUGUCUUCUUGAAUCCGGAGCGUCCGAAAUGACUUCGGAUGUUGUAGGACGGACCGAGAUCGAUCGUGCGAACACGCUAAAGUCCGAUCGGCGCCUGUGAAGACGAUGAGCAGCCAUGCUGAGGAAGAGGAAGCGAGAAAAAUAAGUCUGCUCGACAAGAAGAGCCAGGGGGUAAAGCGAGUCUCGUUUCCACCGGAUGAGGAGAUGGUUUCGGGAUUUGCUGAGAUCAAGGACACACGACAGGAUGGCGACAGUCGAACCUUGACGGAUAUAAUUUUGGCCUACGAGCAGAGCUGCAUAAAGCACAGAGUCGCACCCCAUCCCAAGACCCUGGACCAAAUAAAGGAAAUCACCUGUUUGAGUAACAGAGCCAGAUGUCUUGAUCUUCAGGGUGUUCGUUUGGAUUACCGCUCGUGCGAGUCUCUGGAGGAGAUUCUGAAAUCUGUUCGCUUUAAUCUGAUCAACCUGCAGGGGGCAGAUCUCGAGGAAAAUGGAGCCUCGUCACUCAUGGAUAUGAUUUCGUACUAUGAAUCAGCCACACAUCUGGAUGUCUCCUGUAACAAGAGUAUGGGAGUCUCGGGAUGGCAGGCCCUCUCACGUUUACUCAAACAGAGCAAAACCUUGUGGAGGUUGGAUGCCUGUAACAUUCCCAUCCAGGAUUAUCCUGCACAGGCCUUGUCGAGAGCUCUCCUUAGCAGCAGACUAACAGAACUGCACCUUGAAAACACCCGACUGAGUGGAAGGCCACUCUUCACACUCGUUUGCUCUCUAAAGAAGAACAUCGCUCUGCAGGAACUCUACCUGUGUGACAACGAGCUGAACAGCUUCAACGACUCCAUGCAGUUAGGAGAGCUUCUCAAACACAACCGCACUCUCCGAACCCUCGACCUGAGCAAUAACGCCAUAUCAGACUCGGGUCUGGAGGAGCUCUGUGAUGGGCUGAGAGUUCAGAAGUCUGGUUUAAGAACAUUAGUGCUGCAUAACAACCAGAUUACUCACCGCGGCAUGACUCAUCUAGGAAGUGUUCUGCCUUCGUUGAGAACGCUGGAAACGUUAGCCCUCAGCUCUAACGAUCUAGAGGACAGAGGGCUGCACGCUCUGAAGGAGGCGCUCAUCUGUAACCGUUCUAUCCUACGACUCAACCUGGCUUCGGUGCGGAUAACAUGUGAAGGUGCCGUGGUGUUGGCCGAGUUCCUGGCAGAGUCUCGGUUCCUGCAGACUCUGGAUGUGAGGUGGAAUCACAUCCUCACUGGAGGCCUGAUGGCUUUCGCUCUGGCUCUGAAGCUCAACUGCACUCUGGUUCAUUUAGACCUGGAUCAAAACCCCAAAGAGGAGAAGGACGAGUUUCUGAUUGAAACCCAGAAGAAUCUACUGGGCAGGAUCUGUGAUCUGUGUGUGGCGAACGCCGAGGCGGCCUCGGAGACGGACCGCCGCUCCGCUCCUCUUUUAACGCAGGACGACGACGAAGACGACACCGAGGAGGAAGAUAACAGUGCGGCUCCCCGAGUCCCCGCACGAACACUCGCAAGCGAAUAAAGAAAAAAUUCCUUCAAAAAAUAACAAGAACGUCCAAAUCCACGUAAUAAAGCUGAAGCCUCGCUCUCUCGUGAAGCCGUGGCCUUCCUGCUGCUUACAGCCUAAUGUUCCUGUCGAAGGAAGUUUUUUUUUUCUAAUGUGAAUCCUCUCUUUCUCUUUUUCUUUCUUUCUUUCAGGCUAGAUCAGUUCAUUAGAGCUCUGUGUAGACAAACCUGUUUGCCAAACCUCAGUAAAUCACACACACACACACACACACACACACACACACACACACACACACACACACACACACACACACACACACACACACACUCUAACUGUAAGAGAAAGACCAAAGUGUGUGUAUGCACAAGUGUGUGUGUCUGUGUGUGUGUGUGUGUGUGUGUGUGUGUGUGUGCUAAUGUAAUAAGACACUGCAUAGUUUAUAUAAACUACGUUUCUUUUCACACACUGAAGAAGAGAAAAACGCAGCACGUGGGAAGACAAACAUAUGUGAGGACGAGAGGGCCACAAUUUUGCGUCUGCUCAUUUGUUCGAGCUCGUAUCCGAGGUGCAGAUUAGCGUGUUUAGCAGGUUACUCCGCGCGACCGAAUGCCACUUUAAAGAAAGAAAUGAGCCGCAGUGAAACUCCGUGCAUGACUAGAAAGGUAGGUAUUGUUUCUGGAAAGCAAAAAAAAAAAAACUCUGACUUUUUCAACCAGAAAUCAGGAAAAAAACUGAAACCGAUUCUGUGUAUAUUAUAAAAAGAAGCUAAGCAGAUCAUAUUUGAGUUAACAUAAACACUGUAGUGUAAAUUAGCGUUUAUUAGUACAGUGCACUUUUAUUCCGUUAUAUUUCGCUCCCACGUGUUAUUCAAUUAGCGAAGCGAAGCCGUUUUUUUUUUUUUUUACUAGAAACCUUUCAUUAUUUAUCCGUUGUAGGAGAUUAAGAUCGGGAACGAUUCGGAAUUGGUUGCCGAGACGUUUCUUAAUGGAUCUUUAAUUGUUUGACUGGAGGAAAAAAAAUCAAACCCAAGGCAGAAUUCUCAGCGGUGAAUGUCAGAUCCCAUGCAAUGCAAAUUAAGAAGAAUAAAUAAAUAAAUAAAUAAAAGAAGAAAAGUACAGAUUUCAGGUUCAAACGCUCGUCUUGAAGAAUCCCAGAUUACUCUGAUGGGGUUUGAUUGACAGGUGUGUGUGUAGGGAAGUGUGUGUAGAUGUGUAGAUCAAGACCCCCCGCCCUGUACACAUACACACACAAACACACGCGCACACUUUCUGAUGUGAUUUGGGUUUCAUGCAGGAUCCCCAUAAGCAAUACCCCACCCCCACCACCACCCCCCCUGGUUUGUGCCCCUCGGCACAGGGCAGGGGCAGAUUGACAGAGCAGCAUGGUGCCAGGCCCCGCUGAGCCGAUGACGCCCACUACACACACAUAUAGACAUAAACACACACACACACACACACACACACACACACACACACACACACACACACACACACACACAAGAUCUACCUGAUGU